Messenger RNA from Cannabis sativa, 1434 nucleotides. RefSeq lists its product as uncharacterized. The transcript is spliced from 4 exons. Bases 1 to 1434 code for a protein of 477 amino acids. The record is from RefSeq and is a predicted model, not a curated record. NCBI's taxonomy places the organism in Eukaryota, Viridiplantae, Streptophyta, Magnoliopsida, Rosales, Cannabaceae.
AUGAAUCAAAAACGUGAAAUUGAUCUCAGUAAGGCUUAUGACACGGUCGACUGGAAUUUUGUGGAAGAUUUACUUAGGUUGCUCUGCUUUCCUUCUCGAUUUAUCAACUGGAUUAUGACCUGCUUGAAAGGUACUAGUUAUCAUCUGUUGCUUAAUGGAAGAAUCCAAGGCUCCUUUAAAGGGAAGAAAGGCCUCCGUCAAGGUGACUCGAUGUCCCCGUUACUCUUUGUCCUAGUUAUGGAAUACCUCACUAGGUUGCUGAGCUACUACUCUAGUAAAAAGGGCUUCGGGUUUCACCCCUUAUGCAAGCAUCUUCGUUUGACCAACUUGUGUUUUGCGGAUGAUCUUGUUAUCUUCUGCAAAGGAAAUAUCAACUCGAUGAGGUUAAUCUUUGAAGCUUUCACUAAGUUUUGUAAUGAUACAGGGGUUCGGGAAGAGAUAAAAGCUGUGAUUCUUGAUAUAGUGCAGAUAGAGGAAGGAAGGUUUCCGCUGAAGUACCUCGGAGUCCAGCUUAGACCAACUAAAUGGAAGGCUUCUGAUUGUGGGAUCAUUCUUGACAAACUGAACAGAAAUCUGAAUUGUUGGGCGAGUAGAAAUCUGUCCUUUGCUGGAAGGGCGCAGUUGAUUCACUCGGUGUUGCUUGGUAUUAGAAAUUAUUGGAUGAGCAUAUUCAUCAUUCCUUCCAAAAUAACAGCAGCCAUUGAUAAAAGUUGUCGUGACUUUCUUUGGGAAAAAUCAGGGAAUAAGAGAAAACUCCACCGAGCUUCUUGGGAAAAGGUGUGCCUCCCUAAAAAACUUGGGGGAGUUGGUUUUCGGGAAGGAAAAAAGUGGAACAAGGCUUUGUUGGCUAAGUACCUGUGGGCGCUUUCUAAGAAGGAGGAUUGCUUAUGGGUCAAGUGGAUUAAUUCAAUCUAUUUGAAAGAUCAAAGCAUAUGGGGUUAUGCAAAGAAGGACGAUGCAAGUUGGUACUUCAGGAAGAUUUUGAGCAUAAGAGAGUACUUGGAUGAGGCUAAACUCCAACAAGCUGCUAGGGGAGAUAAAUUCAGCACCAAAAAUUGCUAUAAUUAUCUUGUGGAAGAGAUUCCGAUUGCCUAUGCAAGUGCAAUUCGGGAUACUCUUGUGAUCCCAAAACAUAGAUUCAUAUUCUGGCAGAUUGCAAACUCUCAAUUGCUUACUCGGGAUUAUCUUCAUCGCAUAAUGGUCUUUGUAGCAGUCAAUAGGUGGCUGGGGGACUUCCAUUGGCCUCGUUCGACUGCUGAAUUGCUUCAGUACUGCUGCAACGCAACCAGAGAUCUGACAAAGCGCAUUUUAAAUGCGGUCAUGGCUGUUGUGUUGUAUCUUUUGUGGAAGAACAGAAACAGGUUGGCAUCACGCUCUUAUGCCCGAUGGAUAACAGGGAGUUCCUAUGAUGUGGAGUCGGCACAUGUUUCUUGA